CCGUGACAACCCGCAUUGUUCUCUGUCUCUCCCUAUCUCGAAACCCUUUUUCUCGUUCUAGUCUUGUAGUCAUGGCGGAAGCGGCCACCGAUGGCGGCGUGAAGAAGGCUACGCCGUCUCUUUCUGACUACAAUUUGGAUCCCAAAUUGGACGCCUGCCUAGACCUAUCAAUCCGCCGCUUCCUUUACUCCUCCCUCGCCGGUGCCUCCGCUGCUGUCCUCUUCUUCAGGAGUCGAACUACAAGGUGGGCAUCUGUUGCUUUUGGGGCUGGUGCUGGAGUUGGAUCGGCAUAUACUGAAUGCUCUUACAUUCUUGAUGGUUAUUUGCCAAAAUGGUCAUCCUAUAAGAUCAGUCAAGGAAGUUCAAAUAAAAAGCCCUCGGUCAUCACAAUGAAGCAACAUGUUUUCUUGCUGACGAGUAAAGACGAAGAUGGCCGAUGAUUAAGGAAUUUUUCGACAUAACUGUUUCUCAUGCUUUAUCAUCAUAUCUGUCGCACCUAUGCUUGACAGAUGCAAUUCCCUUCCCUUUGUAUCCGUUUGUAGUCUGUACUGUUGUAUUUUGCAGAUCAAAACUUCCUAUUGCUUUUGUGUGACAAGCUUCUUUUGAAUUAUCUAUACUUCGGAUUUGAUAUUUUACAAA
This is a messenger RNA of Zingiber officinale, 639 nucleotides long. RefSeq lists its product as uncharacterized. The transcript is spliced from 4 exons. Bases 72 to 440 code for a protein of 122 amino acids. Gene Ontology annotation, cellular component: mitochondrial inner membrane; MICOS complex; mitochondrion. NCBI's taxonomy places the organism in Eukaryota, Viridiplantae, Streptophyta, Magnoliopsida, Zingiberales, Zingiberaceae. The record is from RefSeq and is a predicted model, not a curated record.